UACUGUGCCUCUUGUAGCUCAGCUUCAGAACCAGAGUGAGCUGUACAGCCCGUUCCUCAAGGAGUCCCUGGAUGAACCACCAGCUCCUGAACGGCCUUUUGACUAUGACCGACUUCUGUACUUGGACUGCUUUUCAUCCAUUCUCUUGUGCUGUUGUCUGUCGGGCCUGUGGAGUCUUCUGCCAUGUUCAUCGAAGCGAAGCUGCAUGUUGCCUGUCCGUUAGAAUACAUGGAUUAUUGCUUUGAUGGGAUCUGUUACUACAGUCCAGAAAAUGAGCCGUCUUGCCUAUGUAAGUGGGGAUUCACUGGACCGAGGUGUCAGCAUAGAGAGUUGGACUCGUUCCCCGAGCCUGAGGAGUCUUCUGUCAUGCCCAUCACAGUAAACAGCAACAAAGAGAAGGAGAAUGUUGCCUGUUCGUCAGAAUAUCAAAAUUUUUGCAUUCAUGGGAUUUGUCAGUACUCAGCGGAACUAAAUCACGCAGUUUGCAUAUGUAAACCGGAAUACUCAGGCGAGAGGCGCAGCACACCUGUUUUGCCUGAUGUUCAACGAUUAUCUGUUGAUAAAGAAGAGAAAAGCUUACCUAUCAAUAAGGAAGCGGAAGGCUACAACCAGAACACAGUUCCGUUUUCCGUCGGGCCUGGGGAGUCUUCUGCCAUGUCCGUCACAGAGAACAGCAUAAGAGAUGAAGGGAAGCUACCUACUGCUUGUUCAUCGAAAUACAGGGAUUACUGCAUUCAUGGAACUUGUUAUUACAUCGUGGAUCUAAAUGAGCCAUCUUGCCUAUGUAAGUGGGGAUUCACUGGACCGAGGUGUGCGCUUAGAGAGUUGGACUCGUUCCCCGAGCCUGAGGAGUCUUCUGUCACUCCCAUCACAGAAAACAGCAAGAAAGACAAAGAGAAGGGGAAUGUUGCCUGUUCGUCAGAAUAUCAAAAUUUUUGCAUUCAUGGGAUUUGUCAGUACUCAACGGAACUAAAUCACGCAGUUUGCAUAUGUAAACCAGAAUACUCAGGCGAGAAGCACAGCACACCUGUUUUGCCUGAUGGUCAACGAUCACCCAUUGAUAAAGAAGAGGAAAGCUUGGCCAUCGAAAAGGAAGAGAAAAGCUUACCUGUCAAUAAGGAAGCGGAAGGCUACAACCAGAACACUGGUCUGUACUUGAUGUGCCUCUCCACCACUGACACCAAAUAAACCUCUCUGGAUGUGUAUGCAGAUAUAUUUAAAUCUUAUUCAUGGAAGCAAGCAGAUAUAUAUUAUAUUCAAAAGAAAUUAUGUUUUACGUUUUCCUCGCUUGGAACCGGAUAUCUGCUGUGUCAGACAAUGCUUUGGAUCUCGGAGGAUUAUUGUUCCUUAAAAAGGCUGUUGUGGUUGAUCCCAUUUGUGAUCUUCUGUUUUUGUGCUUUAGGGUAUCAUCAAAUUAUGAAUGGGUAUUUUCUGUGCAGCUCCAAGUGUUUAUCCUUUUAAAUUUAGUUCAGUUGUGCUAAAUUACUUAACAUCCAGCAAUUUACCUGUAUGCUUUGAAAAAAAAUGUUAUGAAUGUUGCU
Molecule: messenger RNA, 1541 nt
Organism: Colossoma macropomum (tambaqui)
Lineage: Eukaryota; Metazoa; Chordata; Actinopteri; Characiformes; Serrasalmidae
Product: neurogenic locus notch homolog protein 2-like
Exons: 9
Coding region: 184-1188 (334 amino acids)
Biological process (GO): positive regulation of cell population proliferation; positive regulation of mitotic nuclear division; epidermal growth factor receptor signaling pathway
Source: RefSeq, a predicted model, not a curated record